Messenger RNA from Aspergillus calidoustus, 1179 nucleotides. NCBI's taxonomy places the organism in Eukaryota, Fungi, Ascomycota, Eurotiomycetes, Eurotiales, Aspergillaceae. The record is from the annotation of a GenBank genome assembly.
AUGUUCGACAACACACCUUACCCAGAGUCCCCCAGGUCUGAGACGACCACACUUGAGAUGGAGUUGAAGAAGCCUACUAACUUCAGCAUCCGCGAGAGGCUACGGCACUUUACAUGGGCAUGGUACACUCUGACCAUGAGCACUGGAGGGCUAGCUCUCCUCAUUGGGAACCAGCCCAACAGAUUCAAGGGGGUAGACCAAAUCGGCAUGGCAGUAUACAUCGUCGACCUUAUCCUCUUCGCCUUCGUUUGCUCUCUUAUGUCCCUGAGAUUCAUCCUCCACGGGGGGCUCCUCGACUCCCUCCGCCAUGAGAGAGAGGGUCUCUUCUUUCCGACCUUCUGGCUCUCCAUCGCAACCAUCAUCUCCGGCCUAUAUCGCUACUUUGGCGAAGAUGCUGCGGACUCAUUUGCGAUAGCCCUUGAGGUCCUCUUCUGGGUCUACUGUGCCUGCACCCUCACUCUCGCGGUUGUCCAAUACUACUUCCUCUUCUCCUCCCACUCAUACAACCUCCAGACUAUGAUGCCAUCCUGGAUCCUUCCAAUCUUCCCCGUCAUGCUCAGCGGCACCAUCGCCUCCGUCAUUGCCGAGCAACAACCUGCCCGUUCCGCCGUCCCCAUAGUCUGCGCUGGUAUCACAUUCCAAGGUCUCGGGUUCUCGAUCAGCUUUAUCAUGUACUCGCACUAUAUCGGCCGACUUAUGCAAUCGGGCCUUCCAUGCCGCGAACACAGACCGGGUAUGUUUAUUUGUGUUGGGCCUCCGGCAUUCACAGCGCUUGCCCUCGUCGGCAUGACCGCCGGUCUUCCCGAAGAAUUCAAGAUCCUAGAGGACCAGUACGCCAUCGAGGACGCCCGCAUCAUGACCCUCUUUGCCGUAAGCUGCGCGGCAUUCCUCUGGGGUCUUAGUUUGUGGUUCUUCUGCGUCGCGGCCAUUGCUGUCAUCAAGUCGCCACCCACUUCCUUUCAUCUCAGCUGGUGGGCUAUGGUCUUCCCCAACACCGGGUUCACACUCGCGACCAUUACUCUAGGGAACUGGCUCAACAGCCCCGGAAUCAAAGGCGUCGCUAGCGCAAUGUCCGUGUGUAUUGUCUGCAUGUUCAUCUUUGUUUUCGUGAGCCACAUUCGGGCCGUUAUCCGACAGGACAUCAUGUACCCGGGCAGGGACGAGGAUGUUUCCGACUAA